Artibeus jamaicensis (Jamaican fruit-eating bat) is the source of this 2668-nucleotide messenger RNA. RefSeq names its product solute carrier family 1 member 4 (gene SLC1A4). Gene Ontology annotation, cellular component: plasma membrane. The record is from RefSeq and is a predicted model, not a curated record. Gene Ontology annotation, biological process: L-serine transport; L-glutamate transmembrane transport. Lineage: Eukaryota; Metazoa; Chordata; Mammalia; Chiroptera; Phyllostomidae. The transcript is spliced from 8 exons. The coding region runs from base 325 to 1923 and encodes 532 amino acids. Gene Ontology annotation, molecular function: symporter activity; L-aspartate transmembrane transporter activity; L-alanine transmembrane transporter activity.
GGGCGGGGCGAAGGAUGUGGAGAGAUUGAGCGCAGACGGAGCCCGCCUUUGCGGCAGCCUGCUCACAGGAGGCCCCGGCGUUGCAUCAUCUUCAGCCGGCGGCUGCUAUAGGAAAGCUAGUCGUGCCGCGCGAUCCGCUUAGUCUGAAGCUUCAGCCCGCUCUCCAGCGCCCAGACUGGGAGUCUCCCGAGGGCCUGCUCCAAGAAAACGUCCGGCACGGCUAGUGGACCUCGCCAGCACCGCCUGAGCCAUUCAUUGAGAGCCCAGCCUUAUAUUAGAUCCCAAGUCCCUCAUCUCCUGAAGCUCCGAGUUGCGGGCAGCGCCAUGGAGAAGAGCAGCGAGACAAACGGCUACCUAGACAGCGCCCAGGCUGGGCCUGCAGCCGGGCCCGGAGCGCCCGGGACCGCUGCAGGACGCGCGCGGCGCUGCACCGGCUUCCUGAGGCACCACGCGCUCGUGCUGCUCACCGUGUCCGGCGUGGUGGCAGGCGCGGGCCUGGGCGCGGCGCUGCGCUGGGUCGGGCUUAACAGCACCCAGGUCACCUACCUGGCCUUCCCCGGCGAGAUGCUGCUACGCAUGCUGCGCAUGAUUAUCCUGCCGCUGGUGGUCUGCAGUCUGGUGUCGGGCGCAGCCUCUCUGGACGCCAGCUCUCUCGGGCGCCUGGGCGGCAUCGCCAUCGCCUACUUCGGCCUCACCACGCUAAGCGCCUCGGCGCUCGCGGUCGUUUUGGCGUUCAUCAUCAAGCCUGGGUCUGGCGCUGAGAAUCUUCAGUCCGGAAACCUUGGGCUGAAGGACUCGGGCCCCUCUCCGGUCCCUAAAGAGACAGUGGAUUCUUUCCUCGACCUGGCCAGAAACUUGUUCCCCUCAAAUCUUGUGGUUGCAGCUUUUCGAACGUAUGCAACGAAUUAUAAAGAGGUGACCAACGGCAACAACACUGGAAACAAAACCAUUGAAAAGGUCCCCGUUGGCACCGAGAUUGAAGGGAUGAACAUUUUAGGACUGGUCCUUUUCGCCCUGGUGUUAGGAGUGGCCUUAAAGAAACUUGGCCCUGAAGGAGAAGAGCUUAUCCGUUUCUUCAAUGCCUUCAACGAGGCGACAAUGGUGCUGGUGUCGUGGAUCAUGUGGUAUGUGCCUGUGGGCAUCAUGUUCCUGGUUGGAAGCAAGAUUGUGGAAAUGAAGGACAUCGUCGUGCUAGUGACCAGCCUUGGGAAAUAUAUCUUAACAUCGAUAUUGGGCCAUUUUAUCCACGGAGCAGUCGUUCUACCACUUAUUUAUUUUGUUUUCACACGAAAAAACCCAUUCAUGUUCCUCCUGGGCCUCCUCACACCAUUUGCGACAGCAUUUGCCACCUGUUCCAGCUCAGCAACCCUUCCCUCCAUGAUGAAGUGCAUUGAAGAAAACAAUGGCGUGGACAAGAGGAUCAGCAGGUUCAUUCUCCCCAUCGGGGCCACCGUGAACAUGGACGGGGCAGCCAUCUUCCAGUGUGUGGCCGCCGUGUUCAUCGCCCAGCUUAACAACAUAGAGCUGAAAGCGGGACAGAUUUUCACGAUUCUAGUGACGGCCACAGCGUCCAGUGUUGGAGCGGCAGGUGUGCCAGCUGGAGGGGUCCUCACUAUUGCCAUCAUCCUGGAGGCCAUCGGGCUGCCCACUCAGGACCUCUCUCUAAUCCUGGCUGUGGACUGGAUUGUGGACCGUACCACCACCGUGGUGAACGUGGAAGGAGAUGCCCUGGGUGCAGGCAUUCUCCACCACCUGAACCAGAAGGCGGUGAAGAGAGGGGAGCAGGUACUGAGUGAGGUGAAAGUGGAAGCCAUCCCCAACUGCAAGUCAGAAGAGGAGACGUCACCUCUGGUGACGCACCAGAACCCCGCUGGCCCUACUGCCAGCAGCUCGGAACUGGAAUCCAAGGAGUCGGUUCUGUGAGGGGGCUGGGCUUCGGGCUUGCCUGCCAGGGGUGGUACCCACCCCUAUCCACCCAGCCACCGGACACAGGCACUGCCCACCACUCUCACCGACUUGAGUCUCCUGGGCAAUGCAUUGGCCCAGUCACUGGUUUGAGGAUCAUUUUUCAGUACAGGCAUUGGGCUUCCCAGCCAACACUGCUUCCUGAGGCCUGGGACACUCUGACAUUCGGUUUGAUCCCAAAACUGUGUGCACCAGGCUCUGUUUGAAACACGCCCUCAAGCUGCCAAGCUGGUGGAAAUAACGGGCUGAUAGGGACCCGAUGGGAAAAUGCAGAGGUACCCUUCAUUGCACCCAGUCACUCUGCUUGGCUGCUUUCCGGGCAAACCUAGGGGGCUUGCAGCCAUCUGUCACAUUGCCUUGUGAGCCAUAGAAAUUGGAAAAAUUCCCAAAUUCUUAGCCUUGGCUGAAAUUCGCUGAGCUGGGGCUCAAGGUGUCAGAGUUUGUGCUACAGCUAGAUGCAGCUGGGUUCUGGUUCAAGGGUUGCUGGUGGGCUGGAGGUGCUGCACACUGUCAGGUUAGAAAUAAUCAGGUCGGUGUUAGCCAUGCUAGGGCUGCUGGGUUCCGUGAUCAGUAGUGUUAAGUAAUGACGUAAAUUCUGAGGUCAAAGAAAGGAAGCAGAAUGCAGCCUGCAGGGGAGAGGGAAGCGACCUAACCAGGACAGGAUACACACAUGCAACUGUCCCCAUUCUCGUCCCAGCCUUGG